ACAUUUCAGCAUCUUGUAAACAGGUCUGCCAGCCAAUCUGAUAUUUGUGAUUGGGUGCGGUGUUGUUGUGUUCGUUAUCGUAUAUUAUCGUAAUUUAAAGGGAAAAAGUGAUUUUGUGGCGCAAGGUGUGGUGUGGUAAUUCGCCAUGAGUUACUUACAGUCCAACCCGAAUAGACCCAUCUCGCAGAGCCACUAUCAGGGGGGCCCCGGUGAUUUACCCAUGCCGCCCGCGAAAGAACAGACCCUCAUGUGGCAACAAAACUCGUACAUGGGCGACUCCGGCAUCCACUCCGGAGCCGCCACCCAGGUACCAUCCCUGAGCGGGAAGGAAGAAGACAUGGACCUCUUUGACUUGGAUCAAGGAUACUCCCAAGGCUUCACCCAGGAUCAGGUCGACGAAAUGAACAACCAGCUCAACCAGACGCGCUCGCAGAGGGUCAGAGCUGCCAUGUUUCCGGAGACUUUGGACGAAGGGAUCGAAAUCCCCUCGACUCAGUUCGAUCCCAGCCACCAGACGGCCGUUCAAAGGCUCUCCGAGCCGAGUCAAAUGCUCAAACAUGCAGUCGUCAAUCUAAUCAAUUAUCAAGACGACGCGGAUUUGGCGACUCGUGCCAUCCCCGAGCUGAUCAAACUAUUGAACGACGAAGACCAAGUGGUUGUUUCGCAAGCCGCGAUGAUGGUCCACCAGCUCUCCAAGAAAGAGGCUUCGAGGCACGCGAUCAUGAACAGUCCGCAAAUGGUGGCAGCGCUAGUGAGGGCCAUUUCCAACUCGAAUGACCUGGAAACGACCAAAGGUGCAGUCGGCACCUUGCACAAAUUAUCGCACCAUCGGCAAGGUCUCCUGGCCAUCUUCAAAAGCGGGGGAAUUCCAGCAUUGGUCAAACUGCUGAGCUCCCCGGUUGAAAGUGUGCUCUUUUACGCCAUCACCACCUUGCACAAUUUAUUGCUUCACCAAGACGGCUCCAAAAUGGCCGUCCGCUUAGCCGGAGGCUUGCAAAAAAUGGUCGCGUUGUUGCAACGAAACAACGUCAAGUUCUUGGCAAUUGUGACCGACUGUUUGCAAAUCCUGGCGUACGGCAACCAGGAGAGCAAACUGAUUAUUCUGGCAUCGCAAGGUCCCAUCGAACUCGUGAGAAUCAUGCGGUCGUACGACUACGAGAAGUUGCUCUGGACGACGUCCCGAGUCUUGAAAGUCCUAUCCGUGUGUCCGAGCAACAAGCCGGCCAUCGUCGAAGCCGGCGGCAUGCAAGCCCUGGCCAUGCACCUGGGGAACCCCAGCGGCCGCCUCGUGCAGAACUGCCUCUGGACCUUGCGUAACCUCUCCGAUGCCGCGACCAAAGUCGACGGUCUCGAAGGCUUGCUCAGUUCCCUGGUGCAGGUUUUGAACUCGCAAGACGUCCACGUCGUUACUUGCGCUUCUGGUAUUUUGUCUAACCUGACGUGUAACAACCAACGCAACAAAGUCACCGUUUGCCAAGUCGGUGGUGUUGAUGCCCUUGUGCGCACAAUUGUGAGCGCUGGGGAUCGUGAGGAGAUCACAGAACCGGCCGUUUGCGCUUUGCGACAUCUCACGUCGAGACAUGUGGAGUCGGAAAUGGCGCAAAAUGCAGUCAGGUUGAAUUACGGUAUUCAAGUUAUCGUGAAGUUGUUGAAUCCGCCAUCGCGUUGGCCGCUAGUCAAGGCCGUUAUCGGGCUUAUCAGGAAUUUAGCGCUGUGUCCGGCCAAUCAUGCACCACUAAGGGAGCAUGGGGCGAUACAUCAUUUGGUGCAGCUGCUGAUGAGGGCCUUCCAGGACACACAGAGGAGGUCGAGUGUGGCGAGCGGCGGCAGCCAGCAAGCCUCGAGUUACGCCGAUGGCGUACGAAUGGAGGAGAUCGUCGAAGGGACAGUGGGGGCGUUGCACAUAUUGGCUCGGGAAUCCCACAACAGGGCCAUUAUACGCCAACAAAUGGUUAUACCAAUAUUUGUUCAGUUGCUUUUUAACGAUAUUGAAAAUAUCCAACGUGUGGCAGCUGGGGUGUUGUGCGAAUUGGCGGCUGAUAAAGAAGGGGCGGAAAUGAUCGAGCAAGAGGGCGCCACAUCGCCACUAACCGAAUUGCUUCAUUCCCGAAACGAAGGGGUGGCUACGUACGCUGCCGCAGUAUUAUUUAGGAUGAGCGAGGACAAGCCACAAGACUACAAAAAACGGCUCAGUAUGGAACUGACAAAUUCGCUGUUCCGGGAGGAGAAUUUGUGGAAUCCGGAUCUGGGCAUCGAUCCUGAUUUACAGGACAUUUUGAGUCCUGACCAAGCAUAUGAUACAAUGUAUGCCCAAGGACCCCCUAGUGUGCACAGCAAUCACGGUGGACGGCCGUACCAACAGCAAGGGUAUGACCAGAUACCAAUAGAUAUGCAAGGGCUAGAGAUUGGGUCGCACGCUGGCGGGAACGGGUCGACGUACAGCCAGAUUGAAGCCAUGGAUGUAGCCAAUGGCGACCCCGACAUCAACUUUGACCCAAUUAAUCAAUUACCUGCACCUCCCCAAGACAACAAUCAAGUUGCAGCAUGGUACGAUACCGAUUUAUAAUACCUUCCUCGAUGUCUUUUGUUUGAUGAAAUUAGACAUUUUCAUUUUAUUUUUCUUGAUAAUCCCAAAUGCGACACUAGGAAGUUUCGUUGUUAAAAUACUAUAGUGUACCUAUUUAUAAUUUAUUAGCAAGUAUGUAUAAAAUAUCAUAUACGUGUAUAAGUUUCGGUUGUAUAAUAUUGAGUCUGAUUUGUUUAAAAUAAAAAAAUACAUUUUAUGCUGUCUGAUUAUUAUCAAAGAGCUAAAACACAAUGCUGAUUUUUGACUGAUGUGUUAUGGUUGUCGUUUACAAAAAUAUCUAAAUGUGAUUGUACAAAAUAAAUCGUCAUGUACCGUUUUCUUUUUUAUUAAUAAAAGUGUUGGUAUAUUAUUUGUUUUUUAUUUUGUUGUGAGUGCUGCUGCUACUAUUGCCGUUUUAUGUAACGUCAAAGGUGUAGUGUUAACAUUGUGUUUUAAUUCUUAUCAUAUUUAAACAAUUUCAUGAACAGGGUAGAACUUUUUAAGGCACUGCCUUUGAAAUGUAUGCAUGUCUUUGUAGGAAGGAAUAAACUUUCUCAUUGUA
Messenger RNA from Tribolium castaneum (red flour beetle), 3128 nucleotides. Its product is annotated as armadillo segment polarity protein. Gene Ontology annotation, biological process: canonical Wnt signaling pathway; positive regulation of transcription by RNA polymerase II; cell-cell adhesion. Bases 146 to 2566 code for a protein of 806 amino acids. The transcript is spliced from 7 exons. The record is from RefSeq and is a predicted model, not a curated record. NCBI's taxonomy places the organism in Eukaryota, Metazoa, Arthropoda, Insecta, Coleoptera, Tenebrionidae. Gene Ontology annotation, cellular component: nucleus; catenin complex; cytoplasm. Gene Ontology annotation, molecular function: protein phosphatase binding; transcription coactivator activity; nuclear receptor binding.